Lolium rigidum is the source of this 2639-nucleotide messenger RNA. RefSeq names its product protein PHOX1-like. The record is from RefSeq and is a predicted model, not a curated record. NCBI's taxonomy places the organism in Eukaryota, Viridiplantae, Streptophyta, Magnoliopsida, Poales, Poaceae. Gene Ontology annotation, molecular function: protein binding. The transcript has 3 exons. Bases 91 to 2187 code for a protein of 698 amino acids.
UGUCCCCUCCGAGGAUCCGAGCCGGGAUUAAUCGCGGAGGUUUCCAAGUCCAAAAAGAUACUCCUUUCCCCAUCCAACGCCGAAUCCGCGAUGGGCAAGCCGUCGCUGAAGAAGAAGCGGGGCGGCGGGGCGGGCCACAAGGCCUCGGACCACGGGGCCAAACCCUCCACCCUGGACCGCUCGGGCUCCAAGGUCCUCGACGGCGACGAGACGAUCUUCGCGGAGAUGGCGCGGGAGCUACGGGAGGAGGGGAACAAGCUGUUCCAGCGGCGCGACUACGACCGGGCCCUCCUCGCCUACGAGAAGUCCCUCAAGCUGCUCCCCUCCCCCGCCACCGGCCCCGCCGCCGCCGCCGACGUGGCGGGCCUGCGCAGCAACCUGGCGGCGUGCUACAUGCAGAUGGCCCCGCCCGACCACUACCGCGCCGUCAACGAGUGCAACCUGGCGCUGGACGCCGCGCCGCGGUACGGCAAGGCGCUGCUCAAGCGGGCGCGCUGCUUCGAGGCGCUGGGGAGGCUGGAUUUGGCGGCGCGGGAUGUGGAGAGGGUGCUGGCGGCGGAACCGGGGAAUCUCACGGCCGUGGAUUUGGGGGAGAGGGUGAGGAGGGCUAUGGUGGAGAAGGGGUUUGUGGUGGAUGAGAAGGCUGUGAUGCAGACGCCUGAGGAGGUGGUGGCGGCGGCGCCCAAGCAGCAGAAGCCGCGGAAUAAGAAGAAGGGGCGCAAGGCUGCCGCUAAGGCUGCGGCGGCGGCCGUGGAGGAGGAGGGGAACCCAGCAGCUGCGGAGCCCGCGCCGGCUGCGCCCGAGGAGGAGCCGCCGAGGCAAGUGAAGCUGGUGUUCGGCGAGGACAUCCGGUGGGCGCAGGUGCCGGCGAGCUGCGGCAUGGCGCAGCUGCGGGAGGCGGUGCGCGGCAAGUUCCCCGGCCUCAAGGCCGUGCUCGUCAAGUACCGGGACAGGGAGGGCGACCUGGUCACCAUCACCAACCAGGACGAGCUAAAGUGGGCCGAGGAGCUGGUCGACCCGGGGAGCUCCCUCCGGCUCUACGUCACCGAGGCCGACCCCGAGCACGAGCCCUACCUCGAGGACGCCAACAGCGGCUCGCUCGUCAACAACACCUCGGACAACGGAAGCAUCAGGAGCAACAACAGGCAGGAUGAGGACAGGAGCACCGUGACUUGCAUCGAUGACUGGAUCGUGCAGUUUGCUCGCCUUUUCAAGAACCACGUCGGGGUCAGCUCCGACGAGUACCUGGACCUCCAUGAGGUCAGUAUGAAGCUGUACACUGAGGCCAUUGAGGACACGAUUACUAGCGACGAGGCCCAGGAGGUGUUCCAGCUUGCCGAGGGGAACUUUCAGGAGAUGGCGGCGCUCGCGUUCUUCCAAUGGGGUAAUGUUCACAUGUCUCGGGCUAGGAAGAGGCUGCUCUUGCCGGAAGACUCGACCAAGGAAUUAGUGCUUGAGAAAGUGAAGGAAGCCUACGAGUGGGCAAAGGAAGAGUACAGUAAGGCGGGGAAGAUGUACGAGGAAGCUGUAAGGGCCAAGCCGGACUUCUUCGAAGGUUUCCUCGCACUUGCACACCAGCAGUUUGAGCAAGCAAAGCUGUCGUGGUACUACGCUGUCGGUAGCAGCACGGAUCUGGACACGUGGCCUUCCUCUGAAGUCCUGGAGCUCUUCAAUAGAGCCGAGGAUAACAUGGAGAAGGGUACGGAAAUGUGGGAGGAGAUAGAAGAACAGCGCCUGAAGAACCGAUCUAAACCAAGCCAGGAGAAUGCUGUGCUGGAGAAGAUGGGCAUGGAGGAGUAUAUCAAAGAUGUGUCCACGGAUGACGCGGCUGAACGGGCUUCCAACAUGAGGUCUCAGAUUAAUAUUCUGUGGGGCAUGUUACUUUAUGAGCGCUCAGUUGUGGAGUUCAAAUUAGGACUUCCAAUGUGGGAGGACUGUCUGAUGGCAGCAAUUGAAAAGUUCAAACUUGGAGGAGCUUCAGCUACAAACAUUGCUGUGUUGGUGAAAAACCACUGUGCAAAUGAAACUGCCCAAGAUGGUUUGGGCUUCAAUGUUGAUGAAAUCGUGCAAGCCUGGAAUGAGAUGUAUGACAUUAAACGGUGGCUACGUGGUGUUCCAUCGUUCCGUCUUGAGCCAUUGUUUAGGCGGAGAGUUCCGCAACUGCAUACUGCACUGGAGCAUAUAUAGUAUGUAUGAAGUUGCUCCGACGUAUUAAAUAUCGGGGCAACUUUACCUAUAUCAAUUUUCUCUUUUAGGUCAAUGGCUUCUUGGUAUACAAUACAUGGAUUUGUUCGUUCCAUUUUUUAUACAUCGAAGAGUCUGCUUCCCUGCAUUUUUUUUACAUCGAAGAGUCUGCUUCCCGGUGGCGAAGCUAUUCAUUGCGGAGGGGUGGAGCCCGUCCGCGAUCUUCAUAUGUUGGUUGGUGUUUUCCUAGUCUGUCUUGUUCUUCGUGCACAGGAAGCUGCGCUUUGUUACUAGUUUAGAGCUUCAUUUGUGUGUGACAUAGUAAUCUGCUGUUUCGAGGAUAGAUUGGUCGCAUACUCUAUUUGUUUCGCGCUGUUUGUGAUACCUUAUAGGCAUGAUGCAUGUUUUGUAAACUCAGUUGGGGUAUUAUAAUGUGAUUACAGGAUUCCAUAGAA